Molecule: messenger RNA, 11373 nt
Organism: Zophobas morio
Lineage: Eukaryota; Metazoa; Arthropoda; Insecta; Coleoptera; Tenebrionidae
Gene: uif
Product: sushi, von Willebrand factor type A, EGF and pentraxin domain-containing protein 1
Exons: 29
Coding region: 250-10971 (3573 amino acids)
Biological process (GO): Notch signaling pathway
Molecular function (GO): calcium ion binding; Notch binding
Source: RefSeq, a predicted model, not a curated record
AGACAAAACUUCUUUCUCCCCACUUACUUCACCUGAUCGCCAAGAAAGCACCUGAGUCGUCAGUACUGUUGAGGUGCCGCGACCGAAGAGCGUUGGACAAGCGCGUGUGGUGUGUGGUGUAUUUUGCUUGAUUUUUGACGCUGUUUAGUGAAACCUUGGAAUUUAUAAGCUUUAAACGAUCACGAGUGGGCUGUAUUCAUGUUAGUGACCAAGAGGUUUACCUCAGCGACCACCAAUCAAUUUUAGGGAAUGCUGAUUCGGAUACAGGCGACCUUUACGGUCGCCAUUGUGGCGCUUUUUAGGAUAAGUUUAGCACAGAAUUCGACUAGUAAUUUAUUCACAUGCCCCAAUGGAUGGGAAAUCAGAGGUCUCCAUUGUUAUAAGUUUUUCAACAUCAGGCAUUCUUGGGAAAAGGCAGCAGAGCUUUGCAGAAGGUAUGGCAGUGACUUGAUGUCAGUGGAAUCCUAUGGAGAAAACAAUUUAACUGCCACACUCGCCACAGCUUCAGUGCCUAUAGAACGACGAGGGGUCAGCCAUUAUUGGUUGGGUUUGGCAUCUCUGGAUGACCUCCGAACUAACACACUAGAAUCUGCGGCGGGGACCCUAGUUUCCCAAUAUUCUGGUUUCUGGUCGCGCCACCAACCCGACUCCAAAGCCGGAGAGUGCGUCGACGUCGCCGUCACCGAAGAGUCUCAAUCCUGGGAACUCACCACCUGCGAAAGCCUCCUCCCUUUCAUGUGCCGCUCCAAGGCCUGUCCUGCAGGAUCGUUCCAUUGUUCCAACGGUAACUGCAUCAACGAAAAAUUUCGAUGCGACAAACAAGACGACUGUGGAGAUAGUUCCGACGAAUUAGACUGUGCAGCAAACUGUAACUACUACUUAGCCAGCAGCGGAGACGUGGUUGAAAGCCCCUAUUAUCCACACAAAUACGCACCCCUUACGAAUUGUAAAUGGACCCUUGAAGGUCCACAAGGUCACAACAUUCUUCUACAGUUCCAAGAAUUCGAGACCGAAAAGACUUUUGAUACAGUACAAAUUUUAGUCGGAGGAAGGACUGAAGAUACCUCCGUUAAUUUAGCUACUCUGUCUGGGAAACAGGAUUUGACGAAUAGGUCGUUCGUUUCUGCGUCGAAUUUCAUGAUUAUUAAGUUUAGUACUGACGCGUCGGUUGAGCGAAAAGGGUUUAGAGCGUCGUGGAAGACGGAACCUCAGACGUGCGGUGGAAAAUUAAGAGCGACCCCACAACCACAAGUACUGACUUCCCCGGGGUAUCCAGAACAGUAUCCGGGUGGACUUGAAUGCUUAUACAUUAUUCAAGCUCAGAGUGGUAGAAUUAUUACUCUAGAAAUCGACGAUUUAGAUUUAGAUAACAUCAGGGACUAUAUUCUUGUCCGGGAUGGAGACUCUCCCAAAAAUCAACCUAUUGCACGUCUCACAGGAAACUCCGAAAAUAAUCAAAAAGUGGUUAUUUCAACCAACAACAAACUAUACUUGUAUUUCAAGACCAGUCUCGGUGAUUCUAACCGGGGCUUCAGAAUACGUUACACUCAAGGUUGUAGAGCUACCAUUGUGGCCCGUAAUGGUACAUUAAUGUCGCCAGCGUACGGUUUAAGCAACUAUCCCAGCAAUCAAGAUUGUUUGUACAAAAUUAGAAACCCAGGAGGAGGUCCAUUAUCACUGAACUUUGACAAUUUCGAGGUUGAUAAAUCCGACUUUGUGCAAGUUUACGAUGGUGCCACAACCAGCGGUUUACGACUCCAUGCCGGAAACGGCUUUACGGCAGCCUCUAAACCCAAAAUUACACUUACUGCAUCAAGUGGCGAAAUGUUGGUGCGAUUUACAACUGACGCUUUACACAACAGUGAAGGUUGGAUGGCCACUUUCUCCGCCGAUUGUCCUCAAUUGCAACCCGGUGUUGGUGCUAUGGCAUCAAGUAGAGAUACCGCUUUCGGUACCAUCAUAACAUUUAAUUGCCCCACUGGACAAGAAUUUGCAACCGGGCGUAACCGAAUAACCACUCAGUGUAUGCCUGGUGGAAACUGGUCUGUGAGCUACAUCCCCAAAUGUCAGGAAGUGUACUGUGGACCAGUUCCACAGAUUGACAACGGUUUCUCCAUCGGUUCGACAAAUGUGACGUACCGUGGACAAGCUAUGUACCAGUGUUACGCUGGUUUUGCGUUUCCAACGGGACAACCGAUCGAAAAAAUAUCCUGUCUUGCGGACGGUCGCUGGGAGAAAAAACCAAACUGUCUCGCUUCGCAGUGUGCCGCACUACCGGAAGUUCCGCAUGCCAAUGUUACCGUAUUGAAUGGGCAAGGUCGUUCUUACGGAACCAUAGUGCGUUACGAGUGCGAACCAGGCUACAUAAGAACUGGACCACCAGUAAUUUUAUGUAUGAGUAAUGGCACUUGGUCUGGAGAGGUGCCAACGUGUUCGAGAGCAAAGUGUCCAGAAUUUCCGGAAAUCAAAAACGGGUUCUUCACCGACGCCUCACGAACGUACUAUUUUAAUGACGAAGCGCGGGUACAAUGUUACAAAGGGUACAAAUUAGUUGGUACCAACAUCAUCCGAUGCGGAGAGAACCAACUUUUUAAUAAUCCACCUAAAUGCGAAGAUGUUAAUGAAUGUAUUAGCAGCCAGUGUGAUGGCGCAUCGACGGAGUGUAUCAACUCCGCGGGUUCCUUCUACUGCAAAUGCAAGAAAGGUUUCGCUCCUACAUUGGAAUGUAGACCAGUGGGAGAUCUGGGUCUUACUAAUGGAGGCAUUCCAGAUGAAGCAAUUAUGGUCUCUAGUAGCGAACCAGGAUACGACAAAACGAUGGUCCGUUUGAACAGCGGCGUGGGCUGGUGCGGAAACACCAUCGAAGGUGGUUCCAACUGGGUUCUCAUCGAUUUGAAAGCUCCAACAAUUAUACGAGGGUUCAGAACAACCAGUGUACCACGCCCUGAUGACACUCUCGCCUACACUUCCGCAGUGCGAAUUCAAUACACCGACGACCUGACUGACGUUUUUAAAGAUUACCGCAACCCAGACGGCACAGCCGUGGAGUUCAGAAUCUUGGAACCUACCCUGUCCAUUCUCAACCUCCCGGUUCCCAUUGAAGCCCAGUACAUAAAGUUCAAAGUGCAAGAUUACGUGGGAGCUCCCUGUUUGAAACUUGAAAUUAUGGGCUGCACCCGACUCGAGUGUGCCGACAUCAACGAGUGCGCUGUUAACAACGGCGGUUGUGAUCAAAAGUGUGUUAACAGUGCUGGUGAUUUCUCGUGUAGCUGUAAUGUAGGCUUCGAAUUGUACACACGUAAUGGAACCGCAGCUUACUUGAUUGAAAAAAGUGAAAAUGGUUUGCGAGACGGUGAUACACAUCAAGUAAACAAAUCGUGUGUUCCUGUGAUGUGUCCCAGUUUGAGCGCCCCCGAAAAUGGACUCCUCUUAUCAACCAAAGAAAAAUACCAUUUCGGUGAUCUGGUUAGGUUCCAAUGUAACUUUGGGUACGUUUUGUCGGGAUCGUCAGCACUGUUGUGUACCUCCACUGGAAGCUGGAAUGGAUCCAUGCCCGAGUGUUCCUAUGCUCAAUGCGUUUCGCUACCUGACGACAAAAACGAAGGUUUGAAAAUCCUCCGGGCCGACGAAAGUAGCGUUUUGGUACCUUUUAGAGAAAACGUUACCUUGAAUUGUGGUAGCACUGGUAGAAAAUUGCGAGGAACGUACACGGCUAGUUUUAGGCAGUGCGUCUACGAUCCGAAACCGGGUUUCCCCGACUACUGGCUAAGUGGUGCGUCACCUUCAUGCCCCAGAGUCGACUGCGGUCUUCCACCACCAACUCCCGGUGCCGAAUAUGGAAAAUACGUUGACACUAAGUACCAAUCUUCCUUUUUCUUCGGUUGUCAAAACACCUUCAAAUUAGCCGGACAAAGCAGCAAACACGACAACAUCGUCCGCUGUCAAGCUAACGGAGUAUGGGAUUUCGGUGACCUACGUUGCGAAGGACCCGUAUGUGAAGACCCCGGUCGUCCAAGUGACGGUCACCAAAUUUCAAAAAGUUACGAACAAGGCUCCGAAGUUAGCUUCAGUUGUAACAGACCUGGUUACAUUUUAAUCAACCCCAGACCCAUUACUUGCGUUCGAAAUCCCGAGUGUAAGGUCGUAAGACCCCUGGGAUUAGCCUCCGGGAGAAUUCCCGACUCGGCUAUCAAUGCGACUAGUGAAAGACCUAACUACGAAGCCAGAAAUGUUAGAUUGAAUUCAGUGACUGGAUGGUGUGGUAAACAAGAAGCUUUCACUUACGUGAGCGUCGAUUUGGGAAAAGUGUAUCGAGUUAAAGCUAUUCUAGUCAAAGGUGUGGUUACCAAUGAUAUUGUCGGUAGACCGACUGAGAUCAGAUUCUUCUAUAAGCAAGCAGAAAAUGAAAACUAUGUUGUUUAUUUCCCCAAUUUCAAUCUGACGAUGAGGGAUCCUGGAAACUUUGGAGAACUGGCGAUGAUUUCGUUACCAAAAUAUGUCCAAGCUAGGUUUGUUAUAUUGGGGAUCGUCAGCUAUAUGGAUAAUGCGUGCUUGAAAUUUGAACUGAUGGGUUGUGACGAAAUAGAUGCAGAGCCGCUUCUGGGAUACGAUUAUGGAUAUUCCCCGUGUGUUGACAACGAAACGCCCGUUUUCCAAAACUGUCCUCAGCAACCUAUCGUAGUACAAAAAGAUGCCAACGGUGGACUUCUUCCUGUCAACUUCACAGAACCUACAGCUGUUGACAAUUCCGGAAGCAUCGCUCGUCUUGAAGUUAAACCGGCGAACUUUAGAACUCCCAUACAUGUUUUUCAAGAUACAGUAGUUAAAUACGUUGCCUUUGAUUACGAUGGCAAUGUUGCCAUUUGUGAAAUCAACAUCACCGUUCCAGAUAACACUCCACCAAAAUUGAGUUGUCCUCAAAGCUAUGUCAUCGAAUUAGUGGACCGACAAGACAGUUACGCCGUUAACUUUAACGAAACACGCCGUAGAAUUAACACAACGGACGACUCUGGAGAAGUUCGUGUAACUUUCAUCCCGGAUAAAGCUACCAUUACCAUUGGAACCUUCGAAAAUGUAACCGUUGUAGCCACUGACAAGUACGGAAAUAAAGCUUCUUGUCACUUCCAAGUGUCCGUUCAAGCAACACCGUGCGUUGACUGGGAGCUAAAACCACCAGUUAACGGUGCUUUAAAUUGUUUACCUGGUGAUAAAGGUUUGCAGUGUAUUGCUACAUGUAAUCCAGGCUAUAGGUUUACGGAUGGUGACCCGGUCAAAACAUUUUCGUGCGAUGCUAAGACCCCAUGGACUCCUACUUCUGUAGUACCUGAUUGUGUUUCUGAAAAUACUCAACAAGCUGACUACCACGUCACUGCAACGGUUAACUACCGAGCAAACGGUGCAGUUGCUACAUCGUGCCUAAACCAAUACACAGAUUUAAUCGGCCAGUAUUACACAAAUCUCAACAACGUAUUAUCAGAGAAGUGUUCUGCCGUCAACGUAAAAAUGAACGUGUCGUUCCUGAAGGCAGUAGCCGCUCUAAUUAAAGAAAAUGUGGUCAAAAUUGACUACAUUUUGAAUAUAGUUCCGGUUAUUCGUCAACCCCAAAUCUACGAUCUUUGCGGAAGCACAUUGAACCUAAUGUUUGACUUGUCCGUGCCAUACGCCAAUGCUGUGAUUGAACCUUUACUUAAUGUAUCGGCCAUAGGUAACCAGUGUCCUCCAUUGAAAGCCUUAAACUCGAGCAACAUUCGGGGAUUCACCUGCAGCGUCGGUGAAGUACUGAACAUGGACACCAACGACGUCCCUCGAUGCUUACACUGUCCCGCUGGAACAUUCGCCGGCGAAAAACAAAAAGAGUGUACCUACUGUGCUCGGGGAUACUACCAGAACCGCGAUCGUCAAGGUUCCUGCAACAGAUGUCCCCAAGGAACCUACACUCGUGAAGAAGGAUCCAAGAGUCUGCAUGACUGUAUUCCAGUCUGUGGUUACGGCACCUAUUCACCAACUGGAUUAGUACCUUGUUUGGAGUGUCCUCGUAAUAGUUUCACCAGUGAACCACCUACCGGAGGGUUCAAAGACUGCCAAGCUUGCCCUGCCAAUACUUUCACUUAUCAACCGGCGGCUCCUGGGAAGGAUCGUUGCAGACCUAAAUGUAGCCCCGGCCACUACUCCCCAACUGGAUUAGCCCCUUGCUCUCUGUGCCCACGCGACUUCUACCAAUCCCUUCCUGGACAAACCACAUGCAACGAAUGUCCCACGAACAUGAAAACCGAAGGACCUGGUGCUGCUGGCCGAGAUGAGUGUCACCCCGUCCAGUGCACCGAAAAUGCGUGUCAACACGGUGGCCUCUGCGUUCCCCUGGGUCACAACAUCCAGUGUAUUUGCCCCGCUGGAUUUUCAGGAAGACGUUGCGAAAUUGACAUUGACGAAUGUUCGUCACAGCCGUGUUAUAACGGUGGUACUUGCAUCGAUUUGCCUCAGGGUUAUAGAUGUCAAUGCGCUCCCGGUUAUGCCGGCAUUAACUGCCAAGAGGAAAGGUCAGAUUGUAGGAAUGAUACAUGUCCAGAACGUGCCAUGUGUAAAGAUGAGCCCGGUUAUAAUAACUAUACUUGUUUGUGUCGAUCUGGUUAUACUGGAAGAGACUGCGACAUUACGAUUGACCCUUGCAGCGCUUCUGGUAACCCGUGCAAUAACGGUGCAACUUGCAUCGCGUUACAACAAGGCAGAUUUAUGUGCGAAUGUUUACCCGGCUGGGAAGGUCAGACUUGCGAUAUUAACAUCGACGACUGUGCGGAGAAACCUUGUUUACUAGGAGCGAACUGCACUGAUUUAGUGGCCGACUUUACUUGCAGCUGCCCUGCUGGGUUUACGGGAAAAAGGUGUCAAGAUAAAAUCGAUUUGUGUGGACGCGGACCAUGCAAAAAUGGUGUUUGUGUGGAUAGAUUGUUCUACCACGAAUGCGUUUGUAAUCCGGGCUGGACCGGAGAAGCUUGUGACUCCAAUAUAAACGAUUGUGCCCAAAAUCCGUGCGAAAACGGUGGUCAUUGCCUAGAUGAAGUCAACGACUUUACAUGUACAUGUGAACCAGGCUUUACUGGAAAGAAAUGUCAACAUACCAUUGAUUUUUGUUCUUCGGAACCUUGUCAAAAUGGGGCUAGUUGCACGGACUUGGUGGAUGGCUUCGCCUGCAAGUGCAGACCUGGUUUUGUUGGUCUACAGUGUGAAGCGGAAAUCGACGAAUGCUUAAGUGACCCUUGUAACCCAAUAGGCACGGAAAGGUGCGUCGACUUGGAUAACAAAUUCGUGUGUAUGUGCCACGAAGGUUACUCUGGAACGCACUGCGAAGAAAACAUAGACGACUGUAAAUCUGAUCCUUGCCUUAACGGAGGCUCCUGUAGGGACGAAGUGGGUUCCUACAGGUGCGUGUGUCAACCAGGAUGGACUGGAAUUAACUGCGAAGUAGACAUUGGUAGCUGCCAAACUAGACCGUGCCAGAACGAUGCCAACUGCAUCGAUCUAUUCCAAGACUACUUCUGCGUAUGUCCAUCGGGAACCGACGGAAAACAAUGUGAAACGGCGCCCGAACGCUGCAUUGGAAACCCUUGCAUGCAUGGUGGAAAGUGCCAAGACUUCGGCUCAGGUCUCAACUGUUCUUGCUCUGAUGGUUUCACCGGUGUGGGAUGUCAGUACGAAUACGACGCGUGUCAGUCAAACGCUUGUAAAAACGGAGCAACGUGCACGAAUAAUCCGUUUGGAUUCAAGUGUGUGUGUGCACCAGGGUUCACCGGCAAAUACUGCGAGGAAGAUAUCGCUGAUUGUAAAGAGAAUUCGUGUCCACCAAGCGCCACUUGUAUUGAUUUGACGGACCGAUUCUACUGCCAGUGUCCGUUCAAUCUAACCGGCGAGGACUGCAGAAAGACAAUAUCUGUGGACUACGAUUUGUACUUCAGCGACGCCACUCGAAGUUCCGCUUCACAAUCUAUACCAUUCUAUACAGGGUCUAAAUCCAGUCUCACGAUAGCAAUGUGGGUACAGUUCACACAGAAAGACGAAAACGGGAUUUUCUUCACCUUGUACAGCGUCACAUCCAAGCAUAUUCCAAAAGACCGAAGACCUCUAAUUCAAGCCCACUCAAACGGCGUUCAGGUUUCCAUUUUCCCAGACCUACAAGACGUGUACUUGAGUUACCGCGACUACACAACCGUGAAUGACGCACAGUGGCACCACAUAGCCAUCAUGUGGGACGGUGAAAAUGGCGGAGAACUCAAACUAAUCACUGAAGGUUUAAUAGCUAGUAAAGUAGAUGGGUAUGGCAGCGGACGCAAAUUACCAGAAUAUGCGUGGGUUACGUUAGGUAAACCUCAAUCCGGCAAUCCCAAAGCUUACACAGAAUCAGGCUUCCAAGGUCACUUAACUAAAGUACAGAUAUGGGGACGGGCUUUAGACGUUACCAACGAAGUACAAAAGCAAGUCAGAGAUUGUCGAACGGAACCCGUUCUAUACAGAGGUUUGAUUCUGACCUGGGCUGGCUACGAAGACACUAUUGGAGGUGUCGAACGAAUAGUACCUUCACACUGUGGACAACGGAUCUGUGCUCCCGGCUACGUCGGCGCCAAGUGUCUAGAAUUACAAGUGGAUAAGAUUGCUCCUAAGGUUGAAUACUGUCCUGGAGAUUUAUGGAUUAUUACAAGAAACGGGUCGGCUCUCGUGUCAUGGGAUGAACCUCACUUCAGUGAUAACGUCGGCGUCGUGAAAAUACUAGAGAAGAGUGGCCACAGGCCUGGACAGACGCUUCUAUGGGGCAUGUACCAAAUCGCCUACGUCGCACUAGACGAAGCUGGUAAUUCAGCAACGUGUAGCUUCAAAGUCUCCGUACUCUCUGAAUUCUGUCCCGAACUUCCGGAUCCUGUUGGAGGCGUCCAAACCUGUAAAGACUGGGGAGCGGGAGGCCAAUUCAAAGUGUGCGAAAUCGCCUGCAAUCAAGGCCUGCGCUUUUCACAAGAAAUACCCAAAUUCUACACUUGUGGAGGCGAAGGUUUCUGGAGACCGACCGCCAACCCGAAUCUUCCCAUGGUGUACCCCGCGUGUUCCCCAUCCAAACCGGCGCAGCGCGUUUUCAAAAUCUCGAUGUUGUUCCCAAGCUCCGUUCUUUGUAACGAGGCCGGCCAGGGAGUUCUACGACAAAGAGUCCGCAACGCUGUUAACAGUCUGAACAGAGACUGGAACUUCUGCUCGUUCUCGGUGGAAGGAACGCGGGAAUGCAAAGAAUUGGGUAUUGACGUUAAGUGUGACCACAGGACCAGCAGACAGGUUAGACAAGCGAAUGACGACGAUGACGGUGGUACCUACGUCAUUAACGCCAGCGUUCCUGUUGAAAAAACUGCUCGCCAAGGACGGCAAUCAUCAAGCGACACCUACAACAUUGACAUCUCCUUCCCGGCAGUAAACGACCCUGUGGUCAACUCAAACACCAAUGAGCGAUCAUCGGUUAAAAUCUUGUUGGAGAAACUCAUUCUGGAGGAGGACCAAUUCGACGUGCGCGAUAUUUUACCGAAUACUGUACCAGACCCAUCAUCUUUGCUUCUGGAAUCUGACUACGCCUGUCCUGUGGGACAAGUCGUGAUGGCUCCAGAUUGUGUCCCUUGUGCUAUUGGAACGUACUACGAUAAGAAAACGAAAACGUGCUCGCCGUGCCCUCAAGGGUCAUACCAGAGCGAAGCAGGUCAACUGCAAUGUAUCCAGUGUCCGGCAAUUGCAGGCCGCCCUGGAGUCACUGUCGGAGUAGGAGCCCGCAGCGCCGCUGACUGCAAAGAACGUUGUCCCGCUGGAAAAUACUACGACCACGACGCCGGGUUGUGUCGCAGCUGCGGCCACGGGUUCUACCAACCCGAGGAAGGUUCAUUCUCUUGUCAAAUUUGCGGAUUGGGUAAAACAACUCGUACCAGCGAAGCUGUUUCACAGAAAGAGUGCCGCGAUGAGUGUGAAAGCGGCAUGCAACUGGCCCUAGACGGUAAAUGUGAGGCUUGUCCUCGUGGAACGUACAGGACCCAAGGAAUACAAGCAGCCUGUCAGGGUUGUCCCUUAGGGCGAACGACACCUAAAUCGGGCGGCAUGACCAUCGAGGAGUGUUCGCUGCCGGUGUGUUCCCCUGGAACGUACCUAAACGGUACCUUGAACAGCUGCAUCGCUUGUAAGAAGGGUUUCUUCCAGUCGGAAUCGCAACAAACGACUUGUAUUCCUUGUCCGCCGAACACGAGCACGAAGAGUACAGCUGCGACCAGUAAAGCUGAGUGUACUAAUCCUUGUGAGAUGAACGGGCCUGAAAUGCAUUGCGACCCUAACGCUUAUUGUUUGCUGAUCCCCGAGACCAGCGACUUUAAAUGUGAAUGUAAACCCGGGUUCAACGGUACUGGCAAGGAAUGCAUCGAUGUGUGCGACGGUUAUUGCGAUAACGACGGGACUUGUGUGAAGGAUGUCCGAGGGCAACCUUCCUGUAGAUGCAUCGGUAGUUUCACUGGAAGGCACUGCACGGAGAAGUCGGAAUUCGCUUACAUCGCCACAGGAAUCGCCCUAGCAGUUGUGAUAAUCAUCAUAAUUGUGCUUUUGAUUUGGAUGAUCUGUGCAAGAUCUCAUCGCAGGAAAGAACCAAAGAAACUCUUAACCCCAGCGACGGAUCAGAACGGGUCUCAGGUGAACUUCUACUACGGAGCUCCGACUCCCUACGCUGAAAGUAUAGCUCCGAGCCAUCACUCGACUUACGCCCACUACUACGACGACGAGGAGGACGGCUGGGAAAUGCCGAACUUCUACAACGAAACGUAUAUGAAGGAGAGUCUUCAUAACGGAGUCAACGGAAAAAUGAAUAGUUUAGCGAGAUCGAAUGCCAGUAUUUAUGGUACAAAAGACGAUUUGUACGAUAGACUAAAGCGACACGCUUACCCGGGCAAGAAAGGUAACAACGAACAAAAGUGACAGUGACAGCGAAGGUCAAUAGUUAAUCUGGUCAGCAAUUAAAUUAAUGCUCAAGUAGCACAACAAAUGUCUAGUGAACAAUUUUUUUACUUGUUAAUGUGUUAUCGUAAGUACUACCAUAGUUGUUAAUUUAUAUUAAUUUUUAUGUAAAAUAUUAACAAUAUGUUCAGUUGUGUUGUGUGAAUAGUAUUUUGUAAUGUAUUUUUACUGUGUAAUUUUCGUACCUUUCCCCGCUUGUUAUUUAUAGUCACGAACUGUCUUUUAUACUUUUAUACAAACUGAUAUUUAAAAUGUAGUUAUUGUAAUUAUGUAGAACUCUAAAGAGAUGUAAGUAUUUUUAAUUAUUUCGUUAUGUGUGUGUGCGUCAGUGCGAAUGUGAAAGUUUUGUAUACUUUUAUACUU